CUAUUGAUGCGGGGGCGGCGAGCUCACACCUGCCUGAACAGGUAUAUAAAGCAGCACCAUGUGCCAGAAACCACUGAGCGAGUUUACCACCAGCAGUGCCACAGCAGCCGCGGGAGUAGGACUUCUGUACCACAUCUAACCGGUCGCUCUCAUACACGCCCUCCACCAUGGGCGGCUUCUGGGCAAGGUUACUGAUUAUCUUCUGCUCUGCAUCUUUGUCGGCCGCCUCGGAGUUUGCAGGGGAGCAGCAGGUCGAUGAGGGGGAGACUCUACAGGGCUAUGAGGUGGAGUCUGAGAGCAGGAACCAGAACAAGCCUGCACCCUUCCACCGCUCCAACACAAAUGCUUGGAGGUUGCCUGGCCAAUACAUAGUGGUGCUAAAAGAAAAGACUCACAAAUCACAGACAGAACGCACCAUACACAGGCUCCGUGCCAAGGCAGCCAGGCAUGGCUAUAUGUCUGAACUUGUUCUGGUCUUCCAUGAGGUCUUCAAAGGCUUUGUCAUCAAAAUGAGCAGCGAUGUGCUAGACAUGGCUCUGAGGCUACCUCACAUUGAGUAUAUUGAAGAAGACUCAUCCUUGUUUGCUCAGACUGUCCCUUGGAAUCUAAAUCGAAUUGUUCCUUCAGGGAACACAGCAGAACAGUACACCCCACCAAAUAACGGUGAUCUGGCAGAAGUUUACUUACUUGAUACUAGUGUGCAGACCAACCAUCGAGAGAUUGAAGGGAAAAUUUUUGUAACAGAAUUUGAAAGUGUCCCAGAAGAAGAUGGCACUCGAUUCUACCGCCAGGCUAAUAAAUGCGAUAGCCAUGGAACACACACUGCGGGACUUGUGAGUGGGCGUGACUCCGGUGUUGCCAAAGGAGCAAAUGUCCGCACUGUGAGAAUUCUUAACUGCCAGGGCAGGGGUACUGUAAGUGGAGCACUGGCUGGUUUGGAGUUUAUCAGAAAAACUCUGAUGGUUCAGCCCUACCAACCUUUGAUUGUGCUGUUGCCCUUUGUUGGAGGAUUUAGUCAGACCCUGAACUCAGCCUGCAGACAAUUGGCAUGGACAGGCGUGGCAUUAAUUGCAGCUGCCGGGAAUUACAAGGAUGAUGCCUGCUUGUAUUCGCCUGCAUCAGAACCAGAGGUUAUCACUGUAGGAGCCACAAAUUAUGACAACCAGCCAACUACAACAGGAACCCUGGGAACUAACUUCGGUCGUUGCGUUGACCUUUUUGCUCCUGGUGAUGACAUUGUCAGCGCUUCCAGUGACUGCCUCACAUGCUUCACUUCGAAGAGUGGAACAUCACAGGCUGCAGCUCAUGUGGCAGGCAUUGCAGCGAUGAUAAUGAAUGCUGACCCUAACAUCACUGUAUCUGAACUACGCCAGAGACUAAUUCAUUAUUCCACAAAGAAAGCAAUCAACGACAUCUGGUUUCCAGAGGAACAACGCCUAGUCACACCCAACAGAAUUGCAAGAUUGGCUUCACCUGUGCUAGCAGAGAACCAGCUGUUGUGCCGGACAGUGUGGUCGAAGAGGUCGGGGCUCGCACACUCAGCCAAAGCUAUAGCAUACUGUAGCAAGAAUGAGGAAAUGUUCAGCUGUUCCAGUUUCUCGAAGAAUGGAAAGAGAAGAGGGGAACAUAUAGAGGAAGACCAAGGCAAGAAGAAGUGCAUAGCUCACAAUGCCUUUGGCAGUCAUGGAGUUUAUGCUAUUGCCAGAUGCUGCACUUGGCCAAGAGCUGAAUGUCUCAUCAAUGCAAGUUCAGUGGCUGAUGAUGGCACCACACAUAUGGCAGGCUGUCCACACAAGGAUUAUGUUCUCACUGGCUGCAGCUCACAUUCCUUUUCAACAUUCAGUGAUACAACAAUGCCUCAAGCAAACAAGAAGUGUCUUGGGCAAAAGGAGACAACCUCGCAUGCUUCCUGUUGCCAAGCUCCAAACCUCGAGUGCAAGGUGAAGGAACAACGUUCUACAGGCCAAAUGGAAAAGGUGUUGGUGUCAUGUGAUGAAGGCUGGACCCUGACUGGGUGCAGUGCAUAUUCCCAUGGGUCUCACACUCAUGGAGCAUACGCCGUGGACAACACUUGCAUGGUAAUUUACUCAGGAAAGGGGAAAGGUGCUGCAGCCAUUGGCAUUUGCUGCCGGAAGAGAAGAGGAGAACUGAAGUCUGAGUAAAAUAUGCCCAUUGGUUUGUUCCCUCAUCCCCUCACUAAUUUUAUAUACUUCCCUUCUUGCAGGCAGGCAAUCUGGCUGUGGCUUAGUCUAUAGGAAAGAACAGCUCUUUCACCCAGCUCAGAAAGCCAAGGUUGAUGUAAUCAGGGCAAGUACUAGUGAACUGCUUUCUCUGACAGCUGAGCUCAAUCCCAUCCUCCUUAAAUUUAGUAUAUAGUUUACAGCAAGUGGAAUAAACUGGCCAAAUUCCCCAACCCUUCUGUCUGAACAAAGCUCAGGUAAUGUCAAAUGACUACAGCUGAUUUGAUUUACUUUCUUUUUGGGAGGCUGCUUCUUUGUUUAAAGCUUUCUUAUUGAGGCACUGCCAACCUGUAAAUAGUUUUACAAGAGCAUGUCAACAUUAACAUAAUCAUUGAUAGCUGUUGAACACAACGAUUAGGUUUGUUCAUUCUUCAAAUAAAAACGCUCACACUUGCUAUCUGAUGACCACUGAAUGCAGCUGGGAUGAGAGAAAUUCACUGUAGUAUCCAGUCACUCCAGAGCAAACAUGUAAAGUUGGCACAUGUAGUAUUUUGAUAUACCAAAGCCUGUGGCCCUUCAUUUACCAUAUUCCCAAAAUCACAGCCAAGUUUAUUCAAAAUAAUUUGUUUGCAGCCAAAACAGCACAUAAUGUUGUACCAUCCUUGUUCCAACACAUAGGAUAACCCUUCAACUGGAUGAUUCAGGGAGAGUUAAGAUUAAGGAACUGUUUCUUCAGUACAUCAUGCUUGUUUGAAGAAUUAUGCCAUCGAAGUAAUAUGUUAAACAUUUUAUCUUAAAACAAUGGUAAAAUACUUGGUUUCAAUUAAAACUUAAUCAUAACUGCCACUUUCCUUGCAAUAGUGUUUGCAGUUUGAAUUAGUUAUUCAUUCUUAAUCUGGACACCAAGACAAGUAGCAUAAUAUGUUACACCAAACUAUCUGGCAUCCAAUACUCAGUGAAACCCAAAAAUAAAAGUGACACAGCCACAUAGUGAUAGAAACAUUUCUCAUCAUUUUGGCUGGAUGGAGAAAGGCACGAGAUUUCAACAAUAUCUCAUUUCUUCAUUGAAUGAUCAAUUAGUGUUCCCUGUCAGAAUAAAAAACUACAAAGAACCUGCAUUUAUACUCCAAGAAACAGUGAAAACUCCCAAUUUUAUUGCUCAUUUUGUACUUUUGAUAUUGUUUAUUAGACACCAAUCUUUAUACACUUCAAGGGUUUUCCUCCCGAGGAUCUCAUUUGCUUCCCAAAGAUAAACCAAUCCACUGCUCUGUGACAUGAUUCAGAAAGGUGAAUGUCUCUUAUCUGUUAUUUCUAUUCUUAGGCACCCAUUACCACAGAAUAGUCUCAAGCACUUCCAACAGCCUUUAAUACUCAGUCAUCUUGCAAGUGCUUGAGACUAGGGGAAAACAAUGCGAGGUACCAGUGUAACGUGUGUCCAAUCACACCCUUUAAAUGGAGAGAUUGUAAUUACAAUUCUGAACACGAGGCUGGUGUUUAUGGAAUCGGAUGGCCCCAGGUUUGGAUGGGCACACAAUUUUUCCCAAUUGCACUGAGCAAGACAUGAAAGAUUCCAAGUUUUUACUGGAAUUGAUUGAAUGCAGAGAUUUGAACUCAACCUGAUAGAUCACCUGAUAUCCUCUCUCCUAAAUUAUGCUGGGAAAAAAAAGCAACAUUAAGGAGGUACAAGGUUACUAGCACCUUAGUCUUAAUGAGUCCCUGAAGAGGGAGAGAACAGAUGAAAUAAAAAGCACCAAAGACAAAGUAAUAGUAAUUACAACUUCCUUUAUGAUCAAAGUUUGUAAUUAUGGCAUCUAAUUAAUCCAUUUUGCAUAUGUGAAGAAGCUUGCUUUCAUUGGAAUAGAAGCUCAUUCCUUAGCGGGGGAGAGCCACAUAAUACUUCUAAUUCACAUUUUAAUGGAUGAUGGAAAAUUAAAGGUGGUAGCUGAACUGAAUUUUAUCACUCUGCAAAGUGCUGAAUUUCUUACCUGCAUUAUAACCUUAUAGACAUUACUGUCCACUGUACACGAAUGAAAGGGAUACUACAUCCAUCCAAUAGUAAAACCAUUGUGUAUAGGCACAGAACAUUAGUGCCAAACUAUUUCAAAAUCCUACCAGAUUUUAUUGCUACUAACAUCUGUAAAUAUUUGAGAAUGUACAAUGAUUUUAUACUUUUUUGUACUGUUUUGUAUACGUAACACAUUUUAUUAAUAAAGCUACAUCUCCUUUAUGUAAAGGAAA
Molecule: messenger RNA, 4418 nt
Organism: Pristis pectinata (smalltooth sawfish)
Lineage: Eukaryota; Metazoa; Chordata; Chondrichthyes; Rhinopristiformes; Pristidae
Gene: pcsk9
Product: proprotein convertase subtilisin/kexin type 9
Exons: 12
Coding region: 168-2162 (664 amino acids)
Biological process (GO): proteolysis
Molecular function (GO): serine-type endopeptidase activity
Source: RefSeq, a predicted model, not a curated record